Molecule: messenger RNA, 1641 nt
Organism: Glarea lozoyensis ATCC 20868
Lineage: Eukaryota; Fungi; Ascomycota; Leotiomycetes; Helotiales; Helotiaceae
Product: P-loop containing nucleoside triphosphate hydrolase
Exons: 2
Coding region: 1-1641 (546 amino acids)
Biological process (GO): cytoskeleton-dependent cytokinesis
Cellular component (GO): septin complex; microtubule cytoskeleton; cytosol
Molecular function (GO): GTPase activity; molecular adaptor activity; GTP binding
Source: RefSeq, a predicted model, not a curated record
AUGGUGUCUGCCAGUCAGCGCCCAAGCGCCGGUGCUUCACCUUCACCACCACCCAAUGCGAAAUUGCCAGAGAUUGACAGAGCGCAUCCUCCGCGACGAACAAGUCUAGGACAACUCUUGCGUCGAACAAAAUCCAGCGAGCUGAAGGGUAGCAAGAAGCAACAAGCUUUGGCCGCGCGAGAAGCCGAAGCCAGAAAGGAACGAGAGGCAGCUGCGAUUCCAAAGAGUCCUCCGCGCCUUCCAGAUCUGUACGGCGGUGCGCCUCCUCAGGUCAUAGAGUCGUUUGGUGGUGAGGAUAGACCUGAUUCUGUUGCCAUUAUCUCGGGGCGAGUUGGUCAAGGUCGCGCAUCAAUGGACCAAGGACGAUCUUCUGCUGCGACGGGCAGUGUGCCUAUUCCUCCAAUUCCAAAUAGUGGGAGCAGAAAUGGUGACUGGGUUGAUCCGUACGCUCGUACUGAGAGUAUGACGCAUCGUGGGCGUUACAGUUAUGCCAGCAGUGCUGUGAGCACGAUCAACAGCCCGAGAAGAGUCAGGAGACGGAAGGAUCCUACUCCAUUCAAUAUCCUGAUUAUCGGUGCUAAGUCCUCUGGCAAGACCUCCUUUCUCAAUUUCCUCAAGACAUCCCUCGCACUUCCAGUAAAAAAGAGAUCCGCGCGAGCCCCUGAGCCCCUCAAUGAUGAUAUUUUCGCACCUCCUGGACAAAAGUCUGGAAACUUUGAUUCUCAUUACUUGGAGACUGAGAUUGAUGGGGAGCGUAUUGGAUUGACGUUGUGGGACUCGGAAGGUUUGGAGAAGAAUGUGGUCGAUCUACAACUCCGGGAAAUGUCUUCAUUCCUGGAGAGCAAAUUCGAGGAGACCUUCACCGAAGAGAUGAAAGUUGUCAGAGCUCCUGGUGUUCAAGAUACCCACAUUCAUGCAGCAUUUCUCAUUCUGGACCCAAUUCGACUGGAUCAGAAUAUCGCGGCCGGAAGACAAAAUCCAAAUGGCAACGGUAAUGGCACGAACGGAAAAUACACAUCUACCCCUCGCAUAGUUGGCGGACUGGAUGAGGACCUCGAUCUACAAGUCCUACGCACAUUACAAGGCAAGACAACGGUUGUCCCGGUCAUCUCCAAAGCCGAUACAAUCACCACAGCGCACAUGAGCUUCCUCAAAAAGACAGUCUCCGACAGUCUCAAACGAGCCAACAUCGACCCUCUCGAAGCCCUCGGCCUAGACGAUUUCGAAGAAAGCCGCACCGAAAAUCGCAUCGACGAGGCUGACGAACCCGAUUCCGAAGACGAAAUCGACGAUCUUCCUAUCCAAACCCCUGAAGCAAGUUCAACCCCCAACUCCAAGCGUUUCUCCUCAGGCUCCGUCCGCCGUCAUAAACGCAAUGAAAGCGAUCCGGAAGAGACACCCUACCUCCCUCUCUCCAUCAUCAGCCCCGAUAUGUACGAGCCUGGUAUCAUCGGUCGCCGUUUCCCCUGGGGUUUUGCGGAUCCAAUGAAUGCCGAGCAUUGCGAUUUCGUGAGACUGAAGGAGGCCGUGUUCAGCGAAUGGCGUGGCGAGCUACGGGAGGCGAGUCGUGAGCUUUGGUAUGAGGGAUGGAGAACUAGUAGACUUAAGCAUCGAGAGGGUAAACCUGUUCCUAGACGAUGA